UCUGCAUGUCACGAAACGACCGAACGAUCGACUUGACAGAUGAUGUGGCCUAACGUCUUGUGAAUUUUAUAAAAAUAAUAAAUUUUUAAUAAUUAUAAUGCCAAAAUGAUUGCAUUCUAUAUUAUUUCAUUUAUGUUAUAUAUAUCGGCUUCAUUGGGUCGAUUUCCCGAUAAAGUGUAUUGUGCCAAUAAGGAAUGCAGCGAGCCGAUAUCAAAAGCUAGAACAUCUCUAAACUACAAUAGCCCUGAUGCGGAACUUAUAUCUUUCCGUGCAAAUUCUGAAGCUAUUAUAUUCAUGAAAUCAGCUGGUACAAAUGCCGACUUAUGGUAUGCUACUAUUAACGGAAAGACUGGAUUUGUUAGCAAUAGAUUCUUAAAAGAAUACAAAAUUAUAGAGAGGAAGCCGCAGUUUAUUUUGCCAAUUGAAGAAGUUCAAAGAAACAGUCAAGUUCAGCCUGACAAAGUACAAAAGGCUCAUGAAGUGAUUGAAGGCACCACAAUAUACACAACCGAAGCUGAUAUUCAGACUUCCACCACAGAAGUUCCAAGUGAAUCGGUAUUAGUUGAAAAUAACACACCAUCUUUUGAUAAAGAAACUGUUAAACAAAGUUUACAUGAGAAUGAAACUAAUGAUCAGGAAGGUCAAAAUGAUAACCAUGGCACUGAUACAGUUGAAACAUCUGUAAAAACAAAUGAAGAACAACAUGUUAGUCAAGAACACACUGACAGUUUACCUGUUACAGAUGAGCAACCGCUUGAUAAAAAUGUUUCUGACAACAAUCUGUAUGAUUUGCUUAAUGAUGGAGAUCAGGUUCAAGAAGCGGUGAAUUCUCAUUCAAAUCAUCUCAACCAAAAUGUGAAUGAUGUGGAAGAUGCCAAUAAUAUUGCUCAACUAGAGAACAGUCCACAACCCAAUAAUGACAAAUCAAUACUUCAAUCGGAACAUCAACAUACUGUAUCACAACCAACUGUAAGUGAUGUCAUUACUGAUACUUUAUCUGAGUUAUUAUUAAACAAAAUUGAAAAUGUAGGUCAAGACCCAAUACCGGCUAUACCCUCUGAAGGAACAACUAAAGAAGAAGAAACAGUAGAAAACAACCAUGAAUCUAUAGUAAUUCCUGAAAAUGUUUCAACCCCACAACCAGAUCUAUCUACUACAGCUCAAAAUCAUGUACCGGUAUCUGAAAAUGUUGAAAAUAUUCAAGAACCAACAAAUAUGGAACCUAAUUAUGCAAUAACCCCUGAUUCAGUGAGUGAUAACAAACUUCCACCUUCAGACUCUGCCAUAGAACCUAUUCCAAAUGACACUGAAAUAACUCAUCAAGAAACUGAAAUAAAUGAUGAAGAUCUCAGUGAAGAAAAUAGUUAUCCUGAGAGCUCUGAAGUUGACAAUCAGUUACCACCUGCUAGUGACAGUAGUAAUCUUAAUAAUCAUGUUAAUGAAAUUCCAACAUCAAAUGAUGAUCAACCUAUUACAACACAAACUAUAUCACCUAUUUUCAAUCCUGACUUUGGUACAUUGCCUCCAAUCUUCAGCCAAAGUGCAGAAACAUUGCCUCCUGCUACUGAAGUUCCUUAUGUUCCAUCAACUGAACAUACCACCCAAUCCAGUAUGACUUUAGAAGAAAAUAAUUGGAUUCAAAAUACUGAAGACAGUGCCAAAAAUGAUAAAACUAUGGAUAGUCAAGAAACAAAUACAAAUGAUGUUUAUACUGUGACUGAAUCACCACCUCUGGUAGAUGUUCAUGUUCCUGUUACUACUGAAUCACUACCUACAGAAAAUACUUACGUUCCCACUACUGAACCAUCACUUACAGAAGAUAUUUACGUGCCCACAACAGAAUCAACUCCUUUAGAACCUGUCACGGAAACUUAUGAAGAACCAACAACAGAAUCUGUGCCUGAAAAUGCUGAUGGUAUUUUGUCUAAUGUGUAUACAACAAUCUCAGAAAUGUGGUCAACAACAACAGAAUCACCUGAAAAAGUUUACAAUAAAGAAGAAUAUCCACCUUUUGAAAAAGAAAAAGUAGAUGGUGAAGAGGGAUUUUCAAUAUUGAAAUACAUAAUAACUACUUACACAUCAGUCAUGGGGUCCAAUGAACAAACAAAAGCAUUCUUCCAAGCAACUGGUGACACAUGCUUAGAUGGAGCAUACCAUGAUGGUUUCGGCAAUGAUAACCAAAAUCGGUUGCUAACAUUCCUGCUGACUUCGGCUAUGUCUGUCUUACUCUUCACUUUGGGAUAUUAUUAUAUUGACAAUAAAAGGCAGGACAGCCGACUUAUUGGAACAAUCAAUUCACUACAAAGGGAUUUACUUUUUUCUACAAAGGAGUGUGAGAUCCUUAAAGAGGAGCUUACAUCUACUAAAAGUAAACUAGCUGGCAUUGAAGACAAUUCGUUUGGUAUGGACGAUAUGGUGCAAUCAUUAAAGGAGGAAAUAAAUGAAUUGAAGGCGCAAAAUGAAAGACUACGAAAUUCUUUAGAUGACAAUGAAAAACUGUUGAGGGUAUCUGAAAAUACUGCUGGGGAAUUACAAAAUACCCUGGGUGAAGUUGAAAACACUCUUAGUGAGCUCUUGUCUGAGAGAGCUAAUUCUGAAGAGCAAAUUGCUGAAUUGAAUGGAAAAGUUCAAGCUUUUGAAGAGGAAUUAAUUUCAGUGAGUCGUGAUAGGGACAACUUCCAACUUAAAUACGUAUCAGCCGAAACAGCACUGGAAGAAGCUAAGAAACAAGUGAAACAACUUGAUGAAAAUAAUAAACAAUUUACAGAAGCAAAGAAUACGAUUGAACUGCAGAAACAUGAAAUUAAUGCCUUAAAAGAUGCUAUUAAGGAGUUAAAGAGCGGUUCAUCAUCAAAUGAAGACGCAACAUCCCUCAUCGACCACACUGAGAUUAAGGCAAAGUUGUCUAAAGCUUUGGAAGAGAAAAACAAUUAUGUGAACAAGUAUGAGAUAGAGCAUAAAGAACGGACGCGUUUGAGUGAAGAGUUACAAAUAACGCAGGAGACGUUACGUACAAGUACGCAACAGGCCACUGAAGCGAAAACCAGGCUGGAAGUCCUAGGCAAAUAUUUCCAAGAACGCGAAAGUGAAUUAUUGAAGGAGUUGAGUGCAAAAGAAUCCCUUUGGCUCAGCAAACAAGGCGAAUCGGCUAGCACUGUAGAAAAAAUAGAAUUAUUACAGCAAGAAGUGCAGCGAUUUAAGGAGAAGUGCGACGCGCUGACCCUGGAGCUGGCGGAGGCGGAGUCGGCGCGGCGCACGGCGCUGGGCGAGCUGGAGGCGCGCGCGCACGCGGCGUGGCUGGACGCGCGCGCGGCGCGGCGCGAGGCGGACGCGGCGCGCGACGACGCCGCCACGCUGCGCCGCAAGCUCGCCGCGCUCUCCGCGCACUCCGCCGACGGCGCCGUGUCGCCGCACCACAAAGUGGCAUCGCCUCUAGAAGGCAAUGAGAACCAGGUGAUACCACCUCCGCUGCCACCACUAGCGUUCCUCCCACCUCCACUAUUGCCACCGCUGCCGCGUCCACCGCCGCUUGGCAGGUUACCAUCUCCCCACCCACCUAGGUACAAUGACAGGCGAUACUCGCCGGAGAGUAGGUACUCGCCGGAGAGCAGGUACUCGCCCGAGAGCCGGUACUCGCCCGGCACCACUCGCUACUCGCCCGACAGUCGAUACUCGCCGCGGCCACGCCGGUCGCCUUACUCACCGAGAUCCAGGAGACGAUCACGGGAAAGAUAUCAGGAGGGAAGAGGGUCGCGGUCGCGCAACAUACCCGACACAGAGACCGAAUACCCUUCAGAUAGCCCGUCGCGGGACCCGCGACGGCGAAACAGAUACUCGAGGCAUUCUGGCCCAAGUUCAGCAUCGGGAUGUUCAUCAGAGUCAGAUAAAUAGUCUAUUGUAUUAAAAUUAAGGUACGAAUAUCCAAUGGACUUCAAGAUAAUGCUUGCGAUAAAGCUAAAAGAAAUGCUGGUGGUUUUGAAUAGUUGAAUUGCCUUUAAGAAAUAAAAAUAUAAGAAGCUCA
This is a messenger RNA of Manduca sexta (tobacco hornworm), 4021 nucleotides long. It is a transcript of the gene Tango1, whose product is annotated as transport and Golgi organization protein 1. Gene Ontology annotation, biological process: protein secretion; endoplasmic reticulum to Golgi vesicle-mediated transport; vesicle cargo loading. Lineage: Eukaryota; Metazoa; Arthropoda; Insecta; Lepidoptera; Sphingidae. The transcript has 13 exons. The record is from RefSeq and is a predicted model, not a curated record. Gene Ontology annotation, cellular component: endoplasmic reticulum exit site; endoplasmic reticulum membrane. The coding region runs from base 106 to 3891 and encodes 1261 amino acids.